AUGGCAGUGUUGGAGAGUAAGAAAGUGAAAGAACUUGCUAAUUUAUAUGAAUUGCUAUUAGAAUUGAAAGAACUUGGUAUUGUUGGUUAUACUAAUCAAGAAAUGGCAAAAGAAGCUAAUAAAAAUACGAGA
Messenger RNA from Dentiscutata heterogama, 132 nucleotides. NCBI's taxonomy places the organism in Eukaryota, Fungi, Glomeromycota, Glomeromycetes, Diversisporales, Gigasporaceae. The record is from the annotation of a GenBank genome assembly.